Protopterus annectens (West African lungfish) is the source of this 1918-nucleotide messenger RNA. RefSeq names its product RLA class II histocompatibility antigen, DP alpha-1 chain-like. Bases 88 to 1029 code for a protein of 313 amino acids. The record is from RefSeq and is a predicted model, not a curated record. Gene Ontology annotation, cellular component: membrane; MHC class II protein complex. The transcript has 5 exons. Gene Ontology annotation, molecular function: MHC class II protein complex binding. Gene Ontology annotation, biological process: immunoglobulin production involved in immunoglobulin-mediated immune response; peptide antigen assembly with MHC class II protein complex; immune response. Lineage: Eukaryota; Metazoa; Chordata; Ceratodontiformes; Protopteridae.
AAAACAGCUGUGUGCAUCCACAGUAAACUAGUCUGAGGUGUUUGACUUUUUUGACUUAUAACAAGAAGGAGGCAUAUAGACGUUGUAAUGCUGGCCAAAAGUCGCCUUAUGUUCCAGGCUGGGCUGGCGUUUUUACUGAUGAACCUGCAAGGCGCCUUUACUGUCCAGGUGGAUCAUGUUUUAAUGUGCGGCAUGAUGUUCUGCCAGAAGGAUGUGACCCCAUCCGGACAGUUCUCGGUGGACUGGGACAAGGAGGAGUGGUCUGAUGUGGACCUGGAUCGGAAGGAGGCCGUGUGGAGACUGCCUGAGUUCACAAAGCUUUUUACUUUAGAAGCACAAGCCGGGUUACAGGCGAUAUCUGUAUGCAACAUAAACUUAGAUAUUUACCAGAAAAGAUCAAAGGGCGUCUCGGGACCUACAGGUGAGCGGAUAAUAUCUUAUUAUAACAUCUCAAGUUAUUUUAAAGCAACGAUUGUGUUAGCCUAUUUUUUAAAUCCUGACUCAAAUGCGUGGUGUAAUGCAGGCUGUAGAUUUAGGCAGAUCCGUGUGUACAGCCGGCUGUCUAGCUUUUCUCCUUUCUUUUCAGCUGAACCAAAAUAUGUUAUGGUAUACCCUGAAGACCCAAUUGAAUUGGGUAAGCCAAAUACACUGAUCUGCAACGUUGAUGAAUUCUUCCCUCCUGUGCUUAACAUCACAUGGUAUAAAAAUGACAAUCCAGUGUACGAGGGAGUUGAAUUGACCAGCUUCUAUCCAAGGGACGAUGCUAAGUAUCGAAGGUUUGCCUAUCUGAAUUUUAUUCCAGAAGAGAAAGACAUUUACUCCUGUAAAGUGGAACAUCCAGGUCUUAAGGCUCCUAGCAUAAAGUCAUGGGAAUGUGACGUACCUGCACCAUUACCAGGAUAUGAGACAACAGAGACGGUAGUUUGUGCUUUAGGACUGGCAGUAGGUAUAAUUGGAAUAAUCAUUGGAACAGUUCUUGUUAUCAAAGGGAUGAAACGGAGUGACAAUCAGAGGAGACAAAUACGUUAAGAGAAACCGAUUUUGUAAAUCUAAACAUAAGAGGGAUCUAUUGAUUGCGUGUAAUUUUUCUUCAUGGAACGAAUCUGGAUUAAUUUACAUAACCAUGUAAUCUUCAAUUCACUUGAUUUGUUAAAUUUUCUCAGAUUUACAAGUAGCAGUAGUGAAUGCUGUCAAAUUAAAAUGGCAUCAAUGUUUUUAAAGGGUAAAAUGUGCCUGUUUGCAUUAAACUGGUUGACUGCAGUCAUUCACAAAAGGAGUUAGCUGUUUGCUCGCUGAUUAUAAUCUGUCAACGGCUUCUUGGUUUCACUUUAUAUGACCUGUUUUAACUACUCAUCUUAUUCAGGAUUUGCUUAAUUCCUGCAGUUUUUUAUCAUUUGACAGCAUAAUUUCCAUGUGCCUAGCAUCAUUUCCAUGUGCCAUGAACCUACUACCACUGGUGAUGUAACCAACUGGACCUGUCAUUGUAAGCCCAGUCAUUUUGGUUCUGUGAAUUAUUUGCAGCUGAUCAUGACACCAAUUUAUUCCUUAAAGCACUUGUAUAUCUUGAAACAGGCCAAAGGAAGUGGUUUGAAAAAAGGAGACAUGAUCAAACAUGAAAGCUGGCCCAAACAUCAGGAGAUGAGAGAGAGAAUUAAAAUUAUUGUGUGUCUUCUAGUUGAAAAAUGUGUAUGCAGUACCUGCUGCUUUAUGCUUGUGAAAAAGAACAAUUAGCAAUAAUUUCUGUAGCUGUUCAUCCAGAUCUGUUCUUGCAGACAAUGAAAGCAUGUUCUGAAUAGUAGUAAAAAGCCUUAUGAUCUGUCCUGGUGCUUUGAUUCUUUCAAAUAAUUCCAUAUUUUGAUUGUUACUAAUCUGAAAACAGUGCAUUUUGUUGUAUGAAUAAACACAGUUCCUUAACGUA